AUGAGGGAAGUCAAUUUCAGUAUCCCCAACGUCAACAAGGCGUCCGUCGGCAUCACCACCGCCCUAUAUGACCGCCGUGCUCUCGACUGCACUUCGACCCUCCCCCUCAUCAACUCCCUCAACCAUCUCGCCUAUCUCACCACAUCCUCUGCUCGUAUCCGUGAUAUCCUCACCGUCGAUGGAGGCAUCGAGCGUCUCGUCUGCAUUCUGAAGCAAGGUCGUAGUAAGGACAUGAUGGGAAUGUGGAAGUGGAACCUUGCUUUUCAGUGUGUUGUCAAUAUCGGCGUCCGAGGCACGGAAAACGUCCGCACCAGAGUUGUUGAGGCUGACAUGGUCCCCGUUAUCGCUACCAUCCUCGAUAACUAUACAAAAGCUGUUGAUAAAUGCCGCGAGAAGGCAGAGGAAGCCAAACAGAAGCAGAGCUACGACCAUCAUCGUCACCGAAGCCAUGAACACCGUUCAACCCCUAAAGCUUCAUCCUCCAAUACAGCAUCUGCCUCUGCCUCUGCAUCAUCCUUAUCCUCCACAACAGUAGGUGCUUCUGCGUUCGGCCAUCGAUCCAGUUCUCGUGUCGAUGCCACCGAGCAGCGAUCUCGUCGUCACGGCCCGCCGCCGUCCAUUGAUGUCUCAGCCUCUUACGCUGGGCCAUCCACCGCUGCUCCUCAGCCGCAACCGCAACAACAGCCCGCUGAUACUGCUAUGGGCAAUUCUCAAUGGUCCCAGUCUUCUUCAGAACGAUCUACGUCUUGGGGUUCAUCUCGUCACCAGCCCCUGAGGGGUCUUGAAAGUCGUCACGCCACGACUUCGGCCCCUCGUCAGGCCAUGCAGCCCCUUGCAACUGCAGUUCCUGCUACCGAGACUCUGGAGGGCUUUGUGAGACCUGUUCGUGAUAUCGACCGCCUUGCGUCAAUGGCACCAUUCGGCUCAGAUCUGAUCUCUCAACCCACAUCGCCAACGACCCCACUGCCACCGCCCCAGAUGCGAUCGCCCACCGUCCGCCCAGCAUCUGCUCUUGGGUCCCAACGAUCUCGUAGACGCCCAUCGAUCCGCCACCAGAACUCGACUGCCGAUGCCGACGACAUUAAUGGAGACAGCAUGCCGUCAGACGAGUCACCUGAGACGGAGAUGACAGGUACUGAUAACCUGCAGUCAGCUGUUGGUAUCCAGGAUAUUACCAUGGAAGACGGUGACACCAUGCUCGGUGGUACAGCUCUUGACUUGGCUACGCCAACUGUCUCCGAGACCCAUCAGGAGGCCAGUACCUUCAACAUUAACCACCGUAACCCCAUGGACGGAAGUAUCGCCAACAACAACACCCCGGCUCCGGUUCCUGCAAUUGGCCUCUCACCUAACCGUCCUACUUUGAACACACCCCCUCAGCCCCCUCUGGCCGCCACUACCGUCCCUCGAUAUCUCCUUGACCGCAACUUUGUUCCCAACCCCCAGAUGGUCGCUGCCAUGCCUCGAGAGGAGGAUGUGCUCAUGUCUUUACAGCUUCUUGCCUAUGUCUCGAAGUACUGCGGUCUUCGCUCCUAUUUCCAGAAGAGUCAUCUCGUUCCCCGCCUCAAGAUUGGCAAGGAGCUCGCUGCUAUUGAUAAAGACAUCUCUGCCAUGGAUGAAGAAGAGGAAGAGCCCGAGGUCUACGAAGAAGAUGCCGACGAUGAAGAGUACCUGCUCCCCAACGACUUCAACCUCUUCCCAUUGGUCGAAAAGUUCACAGUCCGCUACCACAGCACUGAUAUGCAGUACUGGGCCGGCGUUGUUAUGAGAAAUCUCUGCCGCAAGGAUGACACACGUGGAGGUAUCCGCCAAUGUGCAUACUAUCAGUGCGGCAAAUGGGAAGAGUACACUCGCCAGUUUGCCAAGUGUCGUCGAUGCCGACGUACCAAAUACUGCAGCAAAGAGUGUCAGAAGAGCGCAUGGGCUUUCCACCGCCACUGGUGUGUAGCGGCCACACAGUAA
Fusarium redolens is the source of this 1962-nucleotide messenger RNA. RefSeq lists its product as uncharacterized. NCBI's taxonomy places the organism in Eukaryota, Fungi, Ascomycota, Sordariomycetes, Hypocreales, Nectriaceae. Gene Ontology annotation, biological process: establishment or maintenance of cell polarity; ubiquitin-dependent protein catabolic process. The record is from RefSeq and is a predicted model, not a curated record. Bases 1 to 1962 code for a protein of 653 amino acids. Gene Ontology annotation, cellular component: MUB1-RAD6-UBR2 ubiquitin ligase complex. The transcript has a single exon.